Messenger RNA from Staurois parvus, 360 nucleotides. The record is from the annotation of a GenBank genome assembly. NCBI's taxonomy places the organism in Eukaryota, Metazoa, Chordata, Amphibia, Anura, Ranidae.
AAAUUAAUUUGUUUGCGUGAAAGUUAUAGUGUUUACAAAUGGCAGUAUAUAUACUGGAAUUUUUUCUUUUUUUACUAGUAAUGGCAGCAAUCAGGGACUUAUAGUGGGACUGUGGCGGACAUUCUGACACUGGGGGGAACUGACUUGGUGUCAGUGACAUCCCUAGUGACACCAAUACAAUGAUCAGUGCUAAUAAAAAGCACUGACACUGUACUAAUGGCACUGGGCAGGAAGAGGUUAACAUGUGGGGUGAUCAAAGGGUUAACUGUGUGCUGCUGUGCGCUGUGUUUCACUGUAAGCACACUGGUUUGUAUGGCUCGGCUAUGCAGAGACAUACAAAGCAGUGUGCAGGAGCUGACA